Mycotypha africana is the source of this 2059-nucleotide messenger RNA. RefSeq lists its product as uncharacterized. Bases 18 to 1940 code for a protein of 640 amino acids. The record is from RefSeq and is a predicted model, not a curated record. The transcript is spliced from 2 exons. Lineage: Eukaryota; Fungi; Mucoromycota; Mucoromycetes; Mucorales; Mycotyphaceae.
UCCUUUUCGAAUAAAAUAUGGAGAAUAAGAACCUAAUUAUCAAUAGUACAUCUUUUGGUGAUAAAAAAAUGCCACUCAAACCCACAGUUAUUCCGUAUGAUAUGGAUAGCUCUGAUGAAGAAGAUGACAUUAAUGUUAAUAGCGCUACAACGAAAAAUGUUUUUAACAAUAAAACCAACAGUGUCCAGAGUAUCAGCACAACCACAGCCAUAACUACUGCUAAAGUAGCUAUUUUAAACAACUCAAAUAUCAGCAGUACCAACAACAAAAGAGAAAGCACAGUUUUGGCAAGCGAAGCACGGCGUCUUGACGAAACUAAUACCAUAUUACGUCGACGAGCAGUCUGUUGGUUCACUGAUAUUGCUGGAAAAGAUUCUCGAUCUUCCCAUGACCGACUUAUGGAUUUUUUUAAAAAAGAUAAUGAUAAAUAUUUGCUGAUAUAUCUUGAAAAACAUCCUCAUAUUCGUAUGGGUAAAAAAGAUAUAUACAAAAUGGUCCUGGGUUAUUUUCAUCAAAACGGUAUCAAAUAUCGAACAUUAGCAGCUAUAACUUCACAUUCUGCACAGUACCUAAUUAGAAGAUACCAGGCAGCACUCAGAAUGUACAUCACCAAUCCGAGUGAUACUCUUGGGAGUAACACAAUUCAAGUUCUACAAAAGAAAUAUGGUAGCUCCGAAGAAGCCUGGAGCCGAUUUAAGAAGUUGGUGGCCAACGAAUGCCCUGAUUUUUGGUAUUUGUUUAAAGUAACUGGAGAUAUCAAACGCGAUCUAAAAUUUUCCCGCGCUAUAAUGGCUACUACUAGAAGUCAACAAAAGCAAACCAUGACUACCGCCAAAAAAAAGGAUCCAAAAACCAUUGCCCAUAAGGAUAAUAAUGCUGCUGUUGCAACAAAACACGUAGACAUCAAUACGAAAUCAAGCCCCCAUAGCAUUGCUAAACAACCAAUGUAUGGUGUUAGCAGAUUGCAAGCGUGUAAUACCACCAAAAAAAAUGAUCACUACAAAGCCAUAAGGGCAGCUGCUGAGAAAAGUUAUAGCAAACAUUCAAGACCGGUUGUACAAAUUCCUUUGAAACGAGGUUUACAAACUAUUCGACCUAUAGCGAUACCUUCAAUGCGUGCAUUAGCAACAACCACAACUAGAAUAACAGCCCCAAUUCUAAAUAGUCGCAAUGAAAAUAAGAGUAUGGAUAAUACCAAUAAAAGCAGCGGUAUCAAUUUUAAGCUCGAUAGUAGUAUUUCAGAUGAUGACCAUGGCACUAGUAAUACAAAUCAAAAGACAGUCAAUACUAACGUUAAAAACUCUUUCAUAAACAGCAGUAGCGGAGCCGUCAAAGCUGAUCAAGGGACUAUCAAUAAUAGCAGUAAUAAUUGCGCUUCUAAUGGAAAUAAGCAGACUAUCAGCACUGGUCAGGAAGCUAUUACGGACAACGUUGAAAGGCACAACUCUCACGUCAAUAAUGCUACCAACAACCCAGAACAAACAAUCUCUAAGAAUAUCAUUACCGAAAGGCCAAAUGCCACCCUCAGCACAAUACAAAAAAGGAGUGAUAAUGGAAAAGAUGACCGACUGCCUCAACGCGCUGUUAGUAGCCAUAAUAUUAGCACUAGUGAGGUCAUUAACCCAGCAGUACAAGAAAAGCAAUGUAUUGUUAUCAAUGAUGAAGGAUCACUUGAGAAAAAAAUUAAAGAACUAGAUAUUCUUGAGCGAGAAUUAAUGUUACAAGAACGACAAUUAUGCUUGAGAGAACGUGAAUUGCAACUACAGCGUGAGGCGAUUCUAAAACCACAAGAGUACGAAAGAGAAAGAAAUUUGAAAAUCAGAAAAAUGGAAGUGGACGCAGAUGAGUAUGAAAGGGAGAAACGAGCAAAAAUUAGAAGACUAGAAUUGGAAAAUUUGGAGUUAGAAAGGAAGUUAAUUGGGCGCAUAACGUUCAAUUAAAGCGAUGCAUUUCCGUCGAUACCGAUUAUUUUAAGCAUACCCUUUAUGUACGUUCACCCAAUCGUAUACAAAAUAUACGUGCAUAAAAUUGAACCUUUUCAAUAAAAGUCGGAGCUUAC